This is a messenger RNA of Myripristis murdjan (pinecone soldierfish), 3154 nucleotides long. RefSeq names its product divergent protein kinase domain 2Ab (gene dipk2ab). Bases 719 to 2023 code for a protein of 434 amino acids. NCBI's taxonomy places the organism in Eukaryota, Metazoa, Chordata, Actinopteri, Holocentriformes, Holocentridae. The record is from RefSeq and is a predicted model, not a curated record. The transcript is spliced from 4 exons.
UAGUCGAAACAGAACCCAUUGUGGUAUUGAAGAGGAGUGAGCUGCAGCCCGGGAGAAGAAAAAAGGGGCAUUUCUGUGACCACAAAGGGACUCAUGAUAAGCGGACAGAUAUGGAUAUUAAUGCACAAUAUAGACGGGCUUGUCCGCUGUGAAAAGGACCGCGUCGUCCAUUGGGAAAGAUCCGGUAUACGAAGAGUUAAGACCCUACAUCACAACUGUUUAUUUCAGCAGCUAGCAGGCUAGCUGGCUAGAUACCUCGGAGCUGGAAAUGGGGAGCCCGUGUGAGUUUGCUUGAUCGAGCUCUUCGUCGUGCUUUCAAUAAGCUAUACCUUUUUUUUUUUUUUUUUUUUUAGAUGUGGUCGCUUGCGGUUCAAAGUGUCCAUCGCCCGCUUAGUAAGUAGCCGCAACUUUGAAGAAAGAUGUCAACUGAGCGUUAGACAUUUCACUACUGCCGAGCCGGAGUGGGGGAAAAAAGUGGUCCAGGCCUGCUUGUUGAAGGUUUCACACACACACCAAGAAGGGACAACAUGACUCACUGGCCUCUGCCUGAGCUUGGCACGGGGCAGCUGUGCCAACCUCGUCCCUGCCUGCCACUUUAGAAGAUACACCAGUACACCAUGACGGAGAGGCAUUGAGGUUAGCCCCUGACGAACAUCCCGGUGCCCUUCCUCUCCCCAGUCCCUCAAGAUCCCCCGUCCCCUCCCCAUCCUGCCCCAACAUGCUCCGCUUCCUGCCUCUCAAACUUGGCCGCCUCUACCGCUGUCUGAAGCUCCUAUUGGUGGUGGGCUUGUUUGUCAUCCUUCUGAUGAACACCCACAACCUGUUUGCCUCCUUCCAGAAGAAUGAGCUCACUGACAGACGCUUCAUCAACCUCAAUAAGUGUCCCGCCUGUUUUGGCACCAGCUGGUGCCGCAAGUUCAUGAAUGGCCAGGUGUCCUUUGAGACCUGGGGUCGUCUCCGAUUCCUAGAUGUCUUCAAUGUCAAGAAUGUUUACUUUGCUCAGUAUGGAGAGCCCAGGGAGGGCACCCGUCGGGUGGUGCUGAAACGACUAGGCUCCAACCAGGAACUGGCUGACAUAGACCAGAAAAUCUGCAAGCGGGCCACAGGCAGGCCACGCUGUGACCUCAUUCAGGCCAUGUACAAGACAGAAUUUGCCCGGCUCAACGGGGAUGUUCGUCUGCUCACUCCAGAGGUGGUGGAGGGCUGGUCAGAUCUGGUGCACUGCCCUUCUCAGAGGCUGCUGGACCGUGUGGUCCGCAGGUACGCUGAGACCAAAGACUCAGGCAGCUUCCUGCUCAAGAACCUCAAGGACACAGAGAGGAUGCAGCUGCUUAUGACCUUAGCAUUCAACCCAGAGCCACUUGUAUUACAGAGCUUUCCGUCUGACGAAGGCUGGCCGUUCGCCAAGUACCUGGGAGCGUGCGGGCGCAUGGUGGCUGUCAACUAUGUGGGCGAGGAGCUAUGGAGCUUUUACAACGCACCGUGGGAGAAGAGGGUGGACCUGGCGCGUCAGCUUAUGGACAUCGCCGAGCAGCUGACCAACAACGACUUUGAGUUUGCCCUCUACCUGCUUGACGUCAGCUUCGACAACUUCGCCGUGGGCCCACGCGAUGGCAAGGUCAUCGUCGUCGACGCCGAGAACGUUCUCGUGGCAGACAAGAGGCUGAUCAAGCAGAACAAGCCUGAAAGCUACGAUGUGUGGUAUGAGAGCCGUUUUGAGGAGUGCGACAAGGAGGCCUGCCUGUCUUUCUCCAAGGAGUCUCUGUGCUCCAGGGUCACUGUGGACCACAACUACUAUGCCGUGUGUCAGAACCUGCUUUCGCGCUACGCUACAUGGCGGGGCACCACCGGGGGCCUCCUCCACGACCCCCCCGCCCAUAUAGCCAAAGACGGACAGCUUGAGGCCCUGUUGGACGAAUGCACCAACCCCAAAAAACGCUACGGUCGCUUCCAGGCGGCCAAGGAACUGCGCGAGUACCUCACACAGCUAGCUGCGGCUUCCUCCUCCGCUACGGCCAGGUAAUGAAUGGAGUUGGCGUUAGCCUGACGCACCGAGGGAGCAGAUCCUGUACUCUGACCUUUGAACUCUGAGAUCCUGGUUCUUGUACGUGAUGUCGUUCGCCCCCUCUUGACUUUGGAACAGCGGGGUAGGAUGGGUCUUUCAUCUGGAGUGUAGGAAUUGAACUUCAAAGCAGUUUAAAGCUCUAGCUUUUUAUCUGACUUUGCUUUUGUGGAAAAGAGGAGGGUGGAGCUAAGAGGUUUCGGUUAGGACUAGGAUAGAGAGGGAGUAGGAGUAAUCUCUCCUCUCCCAGGGUGGGCCAGCCAUCCUGGGGGGAAAGGUCAAAGGGCUUUGGUGAAAACAUUCUCCACUGGACCUAGGCCAAUGCAACCCAGGGCGUCCAGACAGCAGCAGCAACAACAACAGCAGCGGCAGCAGCCCUGACCACAUCCAUUCACCUGCUCAUUCUGUAGACAAAUGCCCUGUCUCCAUCAGAACUAUGUUGUGUUUGAUAACACUGAAUCUUAACACCUGUUUCAUUUUGCCCCUAGGAUCUCCUGUUCCACUUGUUUUUGAGGGCUGAAUUUAAGCAGAUUGGCGCGUUUACAUUUUUUGCUGCGCUGUGGCUUCUUUUCAGUCGCAUGGCUGCAGGGAAAGCAGAGAGAGGCAGGGGGCUCGGGGGUGCGGGGUUGGUUUCCAUGCAGGAGAAAAAGAAAACCCUUGACAGCCAUAUAGGUCUUAUUUCCUGCUACUCCAAUCAAUCACUCCAUUUCCAGAUCUCUGCACUGUGGCAAUCAGUUUUUUUUCUCAUAUUGUUUUUUUUUUCCUUUUUAUAGGAACUAGAAAAAAAGAACUAGGCUGCUGUACAUAGAAAAAGGAAGAGGAGGGGAUAAUUGGACAUUGGCAGUCCGUUGAUGCAGAUGUGCAUAUACCAAAGAGGCAAUAUAUAAUGUUAAGAACCCCCAACAGUAAAGAGUGACAGCGCCUUUCCCUCCAGUUAUUCCCCACUAGAGCUGUCCAAAGGAACUUGAUUAUCCUCACAAUCUCAUAGGAAUUGGUGGGACACCCAUCCUGAUUUCUUUAAGGAAAAAAAAAAAAAAAACAAAUCUAGGGAUCACCAAGUUUAAGAUUGGCUUCACUAUAUCCCUGCACAGU